Messenger RNA from Amoebophrya sp. A25, 5708 nucleotides. Lineage: Eukaryota; Dinophyceae; Syndiniales; Amoebophryaceae. The record is from the annotation of a GenBank genome assembly.
CUGGGAUUUGCAGGAAAUUUGAUUUGGCCACACCAAAGACGUCACGAGAUAGAUUAUUGUCAUACAAGAAGGUUUUCUCUGGGACAGCGCCGGCGCUUAGUUAGAAGUUGUAGAUAAGUACUUGCCUGAGCUUUCUUUUUUCGGUUCUUGUUGAUUCCAGUUAGGACUGCUCCACCAACAUCAUAGAAGAAGGCUUCAUCUAUACUGAAAUUGCAACGAAGAAGGAGGAAGGAUUGAGUUCAGUGAUGUUGUCGUACUUGUCGUGCAUGAUCGUUGCAGCGCAGCUUCAACCUCUGCGUUGAUUUUCAGCCGUAGGACUCUGACUCGUGGAAAAUCAUGUUGUCGACAUCAACAACGCCCAUGGACAAGCUCGGUCGCGUGCCGGAGGCCGUGCGAGAGCGUACCUGGGGACUGCUGCGCGUCGGUUUGUUUUUUCUACUCCCGGUACUUGCGCGAUCCGACGAGCUAGCAAGGAGCCAUCUCGCGACAGUUGCAGUUGUGCUUUUCUUCCUGCAUCCGCUUGGCUUCGUAGCCGAUAAUCGACGGGGAACCCUUCUAUGGGUGUGCCUCUCGCUACAGUGUAUUCUUUUAGCAUUGCACUGGAUGGUCGCGGAGGUGCAUCGAAAGGAGCGAGACAACCUUCCAGGAGCGAACGUAGAUAGUGGCCUCAGCUUGUCAUCCUUAUGGCCCAAGCAAAAUCGACAAAAAGAUGAAUCGACUUCACGUGAUUCAUGGCCAACAUUUCACAGCUGAAGCGGGAACAGACACUACCAUGUCUAGCUUUUCGUAAUACCUUGUGAAUGUGACAUGAGGCAUGUACUCGAUGUAACUCUUACUCAGGACUAUCACAUUUCGUCUUCUAAUGCAUCUUCGCCAGGAGGCUCCCUCUGCCGCGUCUUCCGCAGCCGCGUUGAACUUGUUGGCAGUUGGAUCGGGAGAGCGACAUCAUGCGGUGAACGACAAACCAACUGAGGCAGAUCGCGACGAUGUGAUACCCGACGACGAGGAGAAGUUUCACCGUCCUUUCGCAGAGCUUCUGCGAGUAGACAAGCAGAAGUCGAAAGCCGGAUCACAAGCCGUGAACUUGAAUAAGGCGUUUUUUUGCUAGAUGAUAAGGACAAAAUAUGAAUAGAAUUCCCUUCCAACUGAGCAACCAGUUUUCAGCGUCUCUUGUGCUACUUAGGUAGAGUCAAAAGCGUACACUCUCUAGAUCUCUGAAGUCUGUUGCUUUUGAUAAAAACAAGAAAUUUGAUACUCACUCGUAGGUAUUUCUCUCUUCACGCUUUGACCACUGAUAUUCUACAGUAUGUUAUGCUUUGGUGCAAAGAUGAAGAAAACCACAUUCAUAGAGAACCUCGGCCACUCCCAGACACAAGACACGGACACGCCAAUAUUGUACCAUGUUUCGACGCAGGAAGAAGAAAACGCUCAUCUCGGCGGUAUCUCAGACAAAACGACCAAAAACGUUAUCUCCAUUUAUGUCCCCUGGCGCUUAUAUAGCCAGUGGUUCGAUCCCGAUGUUUCAAUUUCACUUAGAUAGUUGGCUGUUCGAGAAAAGAACUCACUUUUCAUCGAAAACGAAACUAAAUUCGACUAAAGGGCAUGAUUGACCGUAAUCAAAAAUUCUAAUCGGAAGUGCUCGUUGCUACUCCAGACGACAGCCAGGACGACGUUGGGCAGACAGUCUAUUCAUUUAUCAAUCAGACAGAUCCGCUCACCAGUAUCGCAGAAGUGGUGGUUGUUGAUCCCAGCGGGAAGAAACACUACAACGAGGAGCAAAUCCGCACAGCCGGCAUCAAGGGGAUGGAGUCGCUGGGAGCAAAGGGUACUUCUAACUGCAUGUUGCAAGCGCCUGGUACCUGAGGUGCGGCAAUUGAAUCAGUGUCAUGCCGCAUUAUUCUUCUCGAGGUCGUUCGACUCUUCGUUCUAGUAACUUCGAAUGCCAAAGAAAUGACAAAGUAGAUGAAGUGAUUCGGACUAAGUCAGCUCAACAAGAAAGAUUGCUCUCCUAUGCCAAACAAAUCCUCUACAGCUUCGAUGAUCCGAUUAGAGAAUUCGCAGGAAGCCAUAUCAGCAUCGGCCGCGCGGAAUCUCGGUGCGCGAUUGACGCGGGGUGCGAUUCUAGUAUUUGCGGAUGCGCACCUGCGCGCUUCCAAGAACUGGAUGGUGCCGAUUGUCCGCAACAUCAACAUCAACUACAAACGAGUCGUAGCACCAGUUUUGUACGACAUUGCGCCAGACCAAAAAGUCGCAGAUCCGGUACUUCGCGUUUCUUGGCAAUUUUUGUCUCGGUUCUUCGACUAGAACUUUGACCGUCGUUUCUAGUGACCUGCCUCUUUAAGAAGGACGAUGCGAAUUAGUAGACUACAAGAAGGUAUUGUGACUACCAAUACCACUUUCCAAUCUAUCAUUGUAGCACUAACAGCUUUUUUUUACUUGUACUAAUUGCAAACUAUAACACAGCGUGCGGAAAUUAGGAAUUUUAAGCUGGCAUUUUCCUCAUGGAAAUUGGACCUCGCCUGGGUCGACGAUAUGACGAAUGCAGUGCCUGUCAUGCGUGGAACGGUCUUCGCAUUGACGCGUCAGUGGUGGAACGAAGUCGGAAAGAUGGAGGAAAUGCCACAUUAUGAAUCAGCGUGCAGCGAAUACAGCUUGCGUAGCUGGCUAGCCGGGGGUGAGCUUCAGGUUAUUCCUUGUAAUAUAAUUUUUUGCGUAUUUGUCCUGGGUGGCUGUGUACUGUUUAAUACUUCUUUCGUUCUUAUAAAUAUAUCUGUGGUUGUCGUCAGAUCUUUUUCGAUGUUAACUGAUUUUUUUAUUGAUGUGUUUCAUCAGGUAGCGCGCGAUUCGGUACUCGGACAAACAAAGGACUACCGAGAGUCGAACGCACAUGCACAGGAGUAUCGUGUACAGCUAGUUGAAAAGUUGUUCAACAAAAACGCGCGCGACGCUUUUUACAAAGCCAGUCCCGGUGCCGAGGAAAAAUACAAGCUGAAAUAUCAAUUCAAGUUAUGCUUCCUGUGCAGUGCAUAGGGAUAGGAUACAAUCAGAAAUCUGCGCUGUGACCUUCCAUGCAGAAGAAUUGAUUUUUACCGAAACCGACCACAUGAUUGAGUCCGUAGAGGAAUCAAUUGGUGAAAUCGCUUACAGCAAUGAACAGUCUUUUGAUCACAUAGUCCCUCUGUAUGCAUAUACGUUCCAGGGCUCAGGGCUGAAGGCCCGCCCCCGAUCUAGAUUUUUGAGGGGGGGAGGCCUCCAGCCCCGGGCCCUUUUUCUCGAGGAACUGCCGGGCGGGAAGGCCUCCAAGCCGCGCCCACCUUCGCGCCCUCGCGGCUUCUUGCCUGUACCCUACAGAACCCAAGCCCCUGAGGCCUCUCCAGCACCGACGGCCGGGGGUGGAAGGCGGCAAAGGUGGCGAGGCUUGACACCCUUGCCGUGUUGCAUGUACCUGACAGACCUCCCGCGUGGGGGCUCCUCACUUGGGGAGUAACUGAGUACCUUGGCGGGUGGAAGGCCUCUGAGGGCAGCAGGUGGCAAGGCUUGACUCCUUUCGCCGUGCUGCAUGUAUCUGACAGAACCCAGGUGGGCACGCCUCGCCCCCACACCUCCUCGCCUUUGGUCCUCAACCUCCCAGGCGUUUGGUGGCGGCUGACGCUGCCACCAAUUGGGGGAAUGAGGGCCAAAGGGGCCAGGCCUCGCGACCGUGGCCACCUUCGGCGGCUGUCUGCCCCCGGAGGCCGCCCCCCUGAUAGGGUCUUCGAGUCGGGACGCCGGUGGGGUACACGCGGAGAGCCGCAAGGGGGCACCGGCUCCGCCUUCUGGGGCCUUUGCUCCCGGGAAUCCUUACACGUCACCACCGCGGAAAUAAGGGCGCGCCGACGCCGCCGUCGCUCCAUCCACAGGGACGGGCCUCCCUCCCUGGUACGUAUAUUUAUAAGUGUGCCAUCUUGGCUUGUUCUUUCACUUUCUAAAGAUAGUCGAGGCGGGUAAUUCACAUGCCAUUGUGGCGAAAAACGCCGUCGCCUUGUCUACCUCAACGGAUACUGAAAGCAAAUUUGAGCGCUUGGAAGGCUUAAUGCCCCAAAGCCGCAGGAUUUUAGAGGAUGAUGCAGAAGAGCGAGUCGUUCUUGUCAAUGGCGCACGCGUUCCAAGGUCGUGAAGCCUGCCUUUCUAUUCCCUAUGCAGAUAAUUGAAUGAUAGACGAAUUGCGAACACGAAUCACUUCUUGUACUAGGCAAAAGAAGACAUUUUUUUUGCUCAUGUAAAAAACUUGAAACCUACUUCAUUGUUGAUAGAUCUACUCUUAUUUGCCAAACCUGUUGCCAGGUCGCAAGCCACAGUAAACCUCGCGCACAAUGUUGGGGAUGGCCAUGCUCCUGCAGGAGGAAACGGCGCGUCCUUAGAGUUGAAAAGUUUUACGAGCUACUUGGACUACUUCACGGAUGAAUUCGUGAACCAAGGCUUGUUAGAGCCACGAAGAUAUCGAAUAGAAAACGGCGCAUGCGACAAUUGCUGUAUGCAUGCGUCACUCGGUGGCAGUCCAGACUGGCGCGUCGCUCCUUGCGAUACAAAUCGCCCGGAAUUCCUCUUCUAGUAUGGCUAAGGAAAGUACCCCAACAUGUGUUUGAGAAGAAUAGAUGUUGAUGAAAAACAUUGAUACAACGAAUUUGAUUUUGAAGAUUGGAAUACUUAUAUUAAGCGAUCUCUAACUCUUUUGGUUCUACGGCAACGGGGUCCGAAAUGCUCAACAUAGAAAGUGCCUUGACGGCGCUUUUCCAUCGAGAGAGGGGCAUCUGCCAAUCGCUUACAGCUGCAUGAAGGUAAACCGCAACCAGGAAUGGCAAUUCCUCGGCAAGAAGCUCAUGUGGGGAUCCUACUGUUAAGGCCUUACAUACAAAGAUUCGUCCGUACUAGCGUUUAGAUCAUUUCCAAUGAGUAGAAGCAUCUCGUCUCCUUCACUGAUAUUCGUCUGAGACUCGUGAGCUAAAACAAGUGUCGUAGGGUCAUCAUUCCCGCAAGGCUGUGCAACUUUGAGGCGCUGCCACAAGAGGGAUUGUACACACUUCUAAUGUUAUCUGGAGGCCAGCAAUGAUGACCCGAACAACCGCUUUCUGAAACUGCAGAGAUGUAUGGCAGGUAACAAGAGACAGGAAUUUUCAAUCGUAGAACAAGACGUGAGCACUGGAGUGUAGGAGUACGAGGGUCUUAGAGGUAUUGUUUGUGCAUUCACGGAUAGAAGGAGUGGUACUCGUUGUAUGUGUUUGUGUGGGAUUGUGUCGAUUGCUCAAAUAAGGGGAAAUGGAUGAAUGUAAUCUCAAGCAACAGUUUUUCUUUCCAGGAACCCAUGUGAUUCCAGUUCACUAUCAGAGCUAGUCUCUACGGAUGCUAGGAACAGCAUCAUCAGAGCCACUCGCAUGACAUCCACAUUGUCAACUUGUGCAAGCGUGACAAAGAUAUGCACCGGCUUUCAAAAACCUGAGAAGGAAAGCAAUCACUAGCAGCGAAACAAAGAGGGAGCCUUGAAGAAUGAAUGUAGUCCCUAGGAACUUAGAGAAAAAUAAAGGAGAGAAGGCUGCAAGCAAAAUUCUGCCUGUUGCAACAAUGUCUCCGUAGAAAUCCAUUUCAGCAUGAUUCUAUGCGCACUGCCAAAGCAACGCGGAUGAGGCUGAGAGACAGACAGGACACGUUGGGCGAGCGUAUCAACAUCAGAG